AUGGCCAUUCCAGUCUCCCUUGUCUUUGUCGGUAAUGUUAUUCUGCCUAUAUAUAUAUAUAUACACACACACACACACAAGCCUCUGAACAGCGGAAGAAUAGCCCUACCCAGAUGCGAGAAGUUGGGAUUUACCAGUAUCGAGUUCCCCCAAAACACGCUUCGAAUAACCUUUCUUGCGCUUAGAUUCGAGGUUUCCCGACAAUCAAACACUUCCCGGGCGGAGUUAAAUCCGGGGCCGCCCGAGAGUACGAUGGUGGUCGGUCGGCCGACGACAUCGUGGCGUGGGCGCUUCAACAACUAGCCAAGAACAAGCCGCCCCCGGAAGUCCUGGAAAUAACCAGUAACACCGUCCUCCAGGACGCCUGCGCAGAGAAACAGCUCUGUAUCAUCGCUGUACUGCCUCAUCUCCUGGACUGUCAAUCCAAGUGUCGAAACGGCUACAUUGACUUGCUGAAGAAGGGCGCCGAGAAGUUUAAGGACAACGACUGGGGGUAGGUUACCUCAUGUCGCAUAAAUCUAGGUUGGUGCAGUUGUUGUAGGCCGACUGUUCAUGCAUUCUGAUGUCACAUUUUGCCUUCUUGUGGGUAAGGAUGACAUUUAUUUCUCUGCAGGUGGCUCUGGGCGCCAGCCAGAUCGCAUCCCGACUUGGAAAAGACUCUGGAAAUUGGUGGCUUUGGAUACCCGGUAAGGCUUGUGUAAAGUUAUUUUCUCCGCAGGUAGCACUAUGAUUUCUAACACAGCCUCCUCCUCUAUCUUGGCGCCGAACCGGUGUGAUUUCAAAAAUGGUGUUUGGUAUUCUGAUUAAGACAGUAAGGGAAACUCUGCAUUAACAGUCACAUCAGUUAACAUGACUUUCUGCAGGGAAUUGCAACGCCCAAACAACGGUUUUGCACUGUAGCCAGAACUGUUCCACUGAAGAAUCGAAGUGUUGGGAACCAGGGGAAGGGGAUACAGGGCCUGUCGGUCGUCUUUCCUGCUGACUACCCAGCUCAUCAACGGAAAAUGAGUAACAGAACGGCCCUCAGCGCAGACUGGCUAAGAAAUAAACAGGCUUUCAAAUCUGACGGAUGAGCAGGCGUGGAUCAUCAGCGACACCGCGAAGAGGACGCAGAAAGUUGGGGUCUUGAUCGUGGACUCCCAUAUAAAGUUCUGGGGUCUAAUUACGUCACUGGCAGUCCUGAAUCGCCACCUGCUUGGUUUUCUUUAUUGUUGUCUCAUACUCCGCAAGGGACGAAUUGGGCACUAGGGAACCCAAGCUGUGUCGAGUUCCUAGGCCACCAUAUCUUAAAUCAUGAGCCUCGGUGUUUCCAGCGGACGAUAAAUUUGGACCGGUGGAAAUUAUGGUAUGUAUGCAAGCUGGUCUGAGCGCAUCUUUAGUUGCACGCUGUAAUUCAGGACCCUUCCCGCGGCUGCAAAACAAACCGAACUAUGGAAUUUGCCUGCCUCUCUAAAAUAUGCUUGCUAGACCACGACUGAAGCAGUAUUAGGACGCUGGUAGAGGGGCGCUCAGUGAUCGUUUUUACGGAUCUCACUCGUCCCGUUUUGCUUUAGGGCUCUGUCGAGCCCAACCAGCAGCUGCACAGAGGCACAUGAUAUUGGCAGAAUGGUAUUACCAACCUCUACCACUAUAUGUUCCCGAACGCAACCGACAGGGCAACGAGCCGGUUGCUCAGUGGUUAGACGCGUUGGGUUUCUAACCAACAGGUCGCAGGAUCGAGCCCCAGGUGUUCCACACCUCGGGGUUGAGUAUGACUGGCUGACGACGGUUAAUAAGCCGGAAAUGGCCAUUCCAAUCUCCGUUGUCUUUGUUGGUUACACUGUUCAGUAUUGAGACGUGUGGCUCUGGAAAAUGCUUUUACAACAAUGUCAUCGGAAAACCUUGCCGACAAUGAGAAAGCAGCGCAAGUCCACCAAGAAUCACACCUGUCUGUUUUCCUGGUGCUGUUACCAAUCCCACUGCUCUUAUAGUCGGUGUCCCAUGUGAAUGUUGCUGUAAUAACGCUUUCUGUGAGAUGUACCGGGAUACUGAGUGACCGUAAACCGCCAUUGAAUAGGCUUGAUUGUCAUCACUGCCUUGUGAUUAGGUUAUUAAGCCAAGGCGCUGGAGGAAACACCUACGGUACCCAAAAUCCCUAAGAAACCACAUGAAAAUGUCUAGCUACAAUGUUUCGAUCCAUGCCACGGCAUCCGCGGGCUCCGCAAUCCUGGGCGAAUAGUAUGUGUGCUGGACUACUCAAUCAGGAACGGAUUCAUGAUAUUGGAUGCUGGGAUGUGCGAAUGUUUUAGUCCCAGGUGCCCUAAGUCCGACGUCGCGCGGUCUUCGUUAGUACAGCGUGAAUGUCGGCUGUCUGUCUAAAGUCUAAUUCGUGACUCGCGCUCAAGAAAUAAAGAUACCGAGUUAACCCCCACUUCAGCCUGCACCACAGGAACCCACUCAAUACUUCUGGUAGAAACUGUGUGGCGAUCGGCAUCUCGCAACAAGCAAGCUGCACUACUUGCGCGGGAACCAGUCAAUGACUGAAUGGCUUACGUGCGACUUAAGGGUCACCUGACGAAUAUCUAGGUAGUCUCCGUGUACGCUGGCGAACAGCGCGACAAAGGGGCCUUCUACUCGCAACUGUAGCAGUUAGUUGAAAGACUCCCUCGCCGUGGUCUGCUUAUUGUUGCCGGGUACUGAAAUUACUGAACUGCGCCCGGAGACUUCCAGCGGUCGCCUUAUUGGUAGCCUUUGGUCUGGCUCUUGGUGCGACUGGCGAGCGAAUACUGAACCUUGCUGGUCAGAACGACUAUCUGCCACCAACACGUGCCUCCAGCAUUGCCACAAACAUCCGUUGAAUUUAUUUUCAAACAAUGGCCAAACGGCCAGUCAGAUGAACUGAUGGUAGGUUCGAGCAGAAUUCCGAAACGUCACGCUAAUAAAGCUCUUGUCCCAGCGAUCGUGUCCCCUUCUUCAAGAACUGCAUUGUAGUUGAUUCAAGUUUCCGCAGCUGGCGUCGCGAUAGCAGAUCGAUGCGUGGUGCUGAAACUGGUGACUUCCAUGGGGCUGACCAUGUCCACGUUUGCACACGUCGGAAAGUCCACCUCUCAUGCGCACCUAGGAUGUCACUUGCAAGACGCCUUGGUGUUGCGAACUUCGAAAACCCAGCACCGCCGAGGUCCUGAGCAGACAGAUCCGGUUUCUCAUUACGACCCGAGCUGAGGGAGAAGGCGGUAGCCAAUGGUCAUAAUUGAAGCCAUCGGUGUACGAGGCAGCAGGCAAAUUUCAUGGAUCCACCCAGUGGCUCUGUUGCCAUGACUGGACCGUCGAAGAACCCUACAGUUUUUUGUCUAGACAGCUGGAGGCAGGUUCCGCAUCAAUUCACCUUACCGCCAACACCGGGGAAUGGAAGCAAAGUCGGCUAAGGAUUGUCGCAUGCAAUAUUUGGGCUGAGGUAGCGAUCCCCAUGGAGCAGGCCUCAAACAUUGAUAACAAUCGAAAACUACUAAAUUAUCCACUAAGUUAGUGGUACGUUCUCUGCGCCAAGUGGUUCUGAUCGCGAUGUGAAUAACGUCUUGAUAGCUGACACGACGGCCAAGGUAGGGCGAUGGCGUGUACAUUUCGGGCACUUCAACACCGAUAACUCACCCACCAUGCCUUCGCUGUCCACUGCAGCAGAAUUUCGUCCCUAUGCAGACCAGUGUCAUGUGUUCCCCUUCUCAGGGGUGAGAUCGCCGAUACGGUACGGAGACCGCAUAGCAACAAGGCGCCCGGAGAGGACAGUACUCUCGCCGAAGUCUACAGGUUUUGUGCUGACACUGGCGCUCUACCUCCAGGAGAUGGCUGAGCAACCGUGCGGAGCUGAGGCCAUUCUUGAUGACUGGGGCACGCGCAUCCAUGUGCUUGUCUUCAAGAAGGGAGACCACGCAGUGCGAUAAAACCGCCGCCUUAGCGUCAUCGACGUUAGUACGAAGGUCUUUGGUGUUGUCAUCCUUAGGCAGUUCCAGGGUUUGGGCACGUUCUUUGUCGUCCGCCUCAUGAACUCUGUCGCUGCCCGCGAUCCGGCGCCGUUGCCCACCUUGAGGCGUCGAGGAGAAGGAGGAGGUCAACGUAAGACGUUCAAGACGUGGAGGUGAGUGGUUCUUGGACCUUCGGUGUUCCGUUCCGUCGUUGGAGAAGAGAAUGGGUCGGCCUCUCCAGAUUAUCUGGCGCGGAUCGUCUGUGACAUCGUCGAGGCCGACUAGAUCGGGCAUGAUCACAGCUGUACCAAAUGCAAGUAAUCAAGUAAACAACAUUGUCGCAACGAGUUCUAGGAUAUAUUUGACGGGUAUCUCGAAGACGCCUCUAAUACCAGGACCCUACCGAAUUUUGAAAAAUGUGCCAGUCGCAUCUUUUGUCAUUACAUCUGAUGACUCCAUCUUACCGGCCCAAAAACCGGCGACAACCAAGCUAUGGCAAUAGCUCCACCGAGCAAUGCUGCUCGCCGACUGAGGAACUAUUUGGCCCAGCUUCUGAGCGCCAUGGACUCAUCUGCCCUAACUGCCAUGUUCACAAACUGGUGUACUGGCCUAGUUACACCCAUUUUCAUUGUGAGAACUGCCAUGACUUAAGCCACUUUAAUUGUGCCCUGAAUUCGCGCAGUCAUCCCCUUCAAUCGCUUGUGCUUCUACCGUGAUUUGCGUGCAGGAUGGAGUCCCUGCUACCCUCGGGUUAUUUUCAUCUAUAUUCGCCGUGGUCGAACAUUUCUCAUGAUGGCAUGCCGCAUGACAAAGACCUAUUUCUGAACCCUCUCAUCGUCGUUAUGUGUCAGAUCUAUGUUUCAUCGAAAGAUUGUAGUUCCGUCCAGAACCGCAACUGGCUAUGUCCCUACUUGCCGACUCAAAUGUCUGACUGGUGUGCAGCAAGACUUGUGGACUAGUGCUGGACAGUUUGGAGUGCUGCCAAAAUGAACAUGUGAAAACCUGGAGACUCUGCAGUGGUGUAUGCACCAGCAAUCACUCCAUAUAUAUUUAUAAACUUGGCAAGUGGGUGACGCACGAUCAUGCCACAAACCGAGGCUGUAUCGUAGCAUUAAGAAUUUCGUGUACUAUCAAAUAAGACUUCAAGGCUGUCUGAGAGAUAAGGGCCUCCACUCAGUAAUCGGGCGAAACUGGGGCCUCGUUGCGGCUUCUUUCCUAAACUAAAACGGAAUGUUCCCUACCGAUUAAGUUGUUUUUGGCGACUUCAAUACACUUAAGCAGUUCAAAGCCUUCGACCAUUGGUAGUUGUGGUGUCUAGGGCCAUUCGUUUCAGAAGAUACUACUCAAGAAUCUGCUCAGCUGGUAUCUUCUUAUGUUUUUUUUACUGAUUUAUUGUCUUUUUGGAAAUAUUGUUUUCUUAACGCUCCAUUUUCUUUACUUGGAUGAAUACUAGGCCCUGGCGGCUGUUAAUGCUCGGAAGUUGAAGUGCGUGGUCAUGCGAGGCUCCUUUAGUGACUCCGGUAUCCACGAAUUUCUCCGCGACCUUUCCCAGGGACGUUCCUCCGUGCCCCUUAUCCCUAUUUCUGGAUUGCCCGAGCUGAAAACGGUGGAACCAUGGGAUGGCAAAGACGCCCCGGUAUGCGGUGUUCUCGCCUUUCUAGACUGACAUCCAAUGCAUCCAGCUAGCCCACCAUGUUUUCAUGACGAGAGAGAGAAUCAAGGUGACUGGAAAUGGUCAUGGGCAGAGCUGUUUGCUCUGAGCUUACGCGUUCAACACAGCUUCUGGUCCUUCACAUAAGCCAGACUUCGAAGGAGAGCUCUUGAAUCGCCCAUCAAGCAUUCCCGUAAAGGGCAUAUUCUGGAGUCAGUGCAACCUGAUCUCCAGUUGUGCCACAGGCCAGCAUCCUCCGAAACCACAUUUUAGCGUGUCGGUAUGAUUAAAAACGCUCAAAGUUUAUUGUAAUGGCCAAAGUAGGCGCUGGAUUUAAAACGCACUCUCCUUCAUAAUACAUUGAUAUGAAGUCCGAUUAGGGGUGCAAUUGGGAGCAAUGGCAGACGAGGCCAAACGCCUCUGUCUAACGCGCACUAGAAGCCCGUAUGAUCCUCGUUUUCGUCGAACCCAAAAAGGAAAGCAGUUUUAAGGGGCAACCAUCUACAUGUACGACGACAGUUUGAUCGUCUCAAGUCACGCUGUCCAACAUGUGCCCCACGGGGUGGACGUAGCCCGGUGACUUUCUCGUGAAUUAGUUUAAAGUGGGGGGCAGACUUGCACUGCCUGCACCACACUCUGUUCCCACACUAGGAUCCGAUGGCAAGACGCCAUCAAGACGACCGGUGGAGCGGAGACUCAGGCGCGGUGGCCGACAAAGCUUAACAGCCUGUCUACGCAUGCCACUCAUGACCUCUUCCCUACAGCUUGUAUCAGGUUUUCAUGAGAGUGGCUCGAAUUUCACGUCUGUGAAAAGCCGCAAUAUGGGGGAACCAUUGAGCCUGACUACCAAUCCUCCAAUUACUCUUAAAUUACUCUCACGGGGAUCGAGUUAUCGCUUCAGUUGGCAGCCUUGCAAGUCAGGGUUGCUAGCACGUCAGACUUAUUGUAGUGAUGAACGCUCUGACCUGCCGUAAUGAUGGCUUCCGCAUUGUCGGCCUCUCACUUCCAUCUCCCACGUACUAUUCAAGCCUGUUAACCAGGUGGUGAUGGGCUUGAUCGCAGCGACUGACGUGGUGUGAGGGUCUAUGUCUACGCAUGACACUAGACCCCUCCUGUGUGCGGCAGGAGUUAUGGGCUCGUGUGGUCUCGGCGCAGUUCGAUUCACGCGUCCUGUGAGCCAAUCUGACUUCCGUUUUGGUCCAGCGCACCUGAGGCCAUUCUCAUGUACUUACGCAGAAAUGAACAGUGACUAUUUUCCUGUUAAUCUACGUUUCACACAAGUGCACGUCCGUUAGAGAAGAUUAAGCAGCCUUACACAUUAGGGUGUCGGGAAAUCACCAUAGACAACCACAGAAUGUACGCAGAAAAGGUCUAUACAUCGUUGAUCCUAACGUGCAUGAAUAUUAUACCAACCAUCCGUAUUACGCCCGAGACGCGCUAUCGUCUAAGGCCAACUAGGCGUCGGUCAAACGGCGUUUGCGAUACAUAACGGAAGAAAUAACUGGAGUUGUUGGAUCUGGGGAUUAGGGUAAGCCCAAGCGCAUUCUACAGGAAUGAGGGCUGGAGAUCAAGAGGGCCUAGGAGACGGCUGAAUACAAGCUGAGAGCUGCUUGAGUCAUUGUUUACUGGCCCCCAGUCCAUUAACAAGUUCAACGACCUUCCCAUCACAUACUCGGUGCUGAGACUUCGCCUAGGCGGAGUAAUUAGCCGCUCGGGGAGCGCACAGUUGAACACUCUUCCCAACGUCGGGGUCGGUGGGUCAGAUGGUCAAGCAAUCAUCACACUAACAUCCAACACGCGUGAUGGAAUUGCUGCAAUUAACGACGCGAAUGACGGCCAUCAAACAGUCAUCACACCAAGUGCAACGAUCCCUGAUGAAGGGGGGAGCCGUGAAUAUUCAUAGGUAUGCGGUAGCAUGUCGACUGCAUCCUAUAAAUACUGCAGACCCUUGCGCAUGAACCACCCGUAUCUGCUUUUCUCUCUGAUGAUGGGUUCGAGCAGGAAUCCGAAACGUCAGGUGAAUAAAGCUCUUGUCCCAGCGAUCGUGUCUCUUUCACAAGCCUUAACAGCCUCCCACUUCUUUAAGUCUAGCCGAUAUCACUAGUGUGGAAUCGACCCCUUAUGACAUUGACGGCUGAGGUCCACAUCUCUGCGAAAACUCCCGAACACCAUGGAAGGUCACAACGAUCCACAUCCCAUCCCCUCACCCUGAUAACCUGGCUUCUCAUCUGAAAUUCACAUUCACGAUGUCCAGAAGACAGUAGUUUCAACACAACAAGUCUGUCUCGAUUGAAAUGCAUACCUCCCGUGUCAGAUAAAUUUCCAACUGACGGAAAAAAUACCCUUCGAAUAAUCUGUUACUCUUUUGUCCCCCUUGAUAUUUCAGACUGUUAACUGUCGCAAUCUGUUUCAAACUUCUAGGUCAUUGAGGAGGAAAAGAUCGACCUGAGCGAACUGGGAAUCAAGACCGAGCUGUAG
Spirometra erinaceieuropaei is the source of this 8067-nucleotide messenger RNA. The record is from the annotation of a GenBank genome assembly. NCBI's taxonomy places the organism in Eukaryota, Metazoa, Platyhelminthes, Cestoda, Diphyllobothriidea, Diphyllobothriidae.